UGUCUUCUUUCUUGUUUAGAGUGUUUAUGGUUGUUUGUUGUUUAUUCGUUUGAGGUUAUUUUUUUCCAUUUUUGGUAGUGCAUUUGCUGUGUUUUUAGUAUAAUUAUUUUUCUUUGUUUAAUUUUUAAUAGAUUAGAAUAUUUAUAGGAUAAAUUAAUUGUAGAUUUGUUUUUAAUUCAAUCUUAGCUUUUAUUUUUAUAGAUAGGUUAGGUUAGCAUUUAAUUUUUGUAUUUAUAUUUCAUUUUAUAAAAACAUGAACAAAAACGUCAGGCUGCGCUUUACAUCUAACGACGAAAUUGUCCUAUUACGGGAGGUAUUGGCACAAAAUCCGUUUGAGGACCCAAAGAAAUGGACCACUAUUAAGGACAAUAUUGUCAAUGUAACAAAUAAAUCAUUUUCACUAAGAACCUUAAAAAAUCAUUUUGAUGUUCUGCUAUUAAACUGGCUGAGAAAAGACAAGGCUAAUAGAAAUAAAUCUGGAAUUGAAGAAACCUACACGGAAGCUGAUGUACUUUUGCAGGAGCUGUAUGACCUCUCCCAAGUGUGCAAUAGGCAAAAAAUAUCGACCAGUAGUAUUGAGGAUGGGAAAGCAAUCCGAGAGUUAGCUGUGACUGCUCAAAUAGAGAAUAAGGAAAAUAAUGAGGUCAUUGAAAGAGACCAUGAUUAUUGGACCAUGGAUGAUGAUAUUGCUGCAGAAGUGGAGGUCAGACAAGACAAGUCUCUAAUAUUGGACCUGGAUGUUUCUGCAGAUAUCAUAAAAGUAUUAAAUACAUCAACACCUUCUCAGGCAACAGCUGUUAAAACCGAUGCAAGAAAUACUUUAACAAGAAGGAACAUUUUAGUGCCAAAAAAAACCAGAAGGACUGAUAAACCUGUUAAAGGAAAUGCCUUAGAUUUUUUAAAUAAAAAAGGAGCUGCAGAUAAUGAGAUUAAAUUAAGAGAAUUAGAAUUGGAAGAAAGGAAACUUAAACUGGAAGAGUAUAAAUUAAAAUUAGAGGAAAGGAAAAUUAAGAUACAAGAAGAACAGUUGCAAUUUGAUUUUGUAGAAAAGAGAAGAAAGUUGGAAAUGGAAGGCGAAAAACACCAAGUAGAAGUAGACGAACGCAAGCAAAUGCAUGAGGUUAUAAGGAUGCAGAAUAAUUUAUUACAAAAUCUAUUGCUAGAAAUAAAAAAAAAAAUGAAUAAACUUGCUGAUUUUAAAGAUUAUUUUAAAUUUUUUAUGUAG
This is a messenger RNA of Psylliodes chrysocephalus, 1225 nucleotides long. The record is from the annotation of a GenBank genome assembly. Lineage: Eukaryota; Metazoa; Arthropoda; Insecta; Coleoptera; Chrysomelidae.